GAUAUUGAACCGAGUGACUAAAAUGCCCACACCAACGGCAGCAAUAUGGGUAAAGUUCUUUACGAAUGCAAACAUUCCCUCGCCGGCGGCCGCUACGUACGCGCACGUAUUUGUCGAAAAUCGUAUCCAGAUGGACAUGCUGAUGGACCUGAACAAGGAGUACUUGCGCGAGAUGGGCAUCACGACGAUGGGCGACAUCAUAGCGAUCCUGCGCCACGCUAAGAAAGUACACGAACAGAGCGCUAGAGACAGGGUGUUGUCCGUGCCGGAUGGAGCGGAUGGUAGUGGUCUGCCGGUGGCAACGAUAUCCGCAACACAGAGUACCAGCUCGGUUAGCAAUGGGAAAAAAACGGAAAAGAGUGGAGUGACGAGAACUGUAUCAUCAGCCAUAACAGCGAAGAGUGAACCGAAACCACGACGCGUACUGCCGGAACAUGAAGGAAAGUAUAAAAUCACUCUCCCCUCCGGCAACACUCCUCGAAGCAAAGAAAUCCUCGAGAAAAAGGCACAGGAAACCAAACCAACCAGCAGCGUGGUUAGUGUGUCUUCCGCCCCGAAGCAGGGCACCAAGCGGGGAAGCAUUUUUGACCGACUGAACUCCAGCGACAGCGAACCACCGAGCAAACUAAGCCCGAAAACACAAACAGUCCAGCUGAUAUCUUCCUCCAUAUCGAGUUCCAUCUUUUCCCGGCUCGGUGAUCGGCAAGCCAACGACAACGGAUGCACGUCGUUCCCGACCAUACGCAGCGCAGCAUCAAACGUGUUGAAAACAACCAACAUCACCAACGGCAGUUCCUCCGUGCUAGCAAAAAUCCCUCCCGUACAGCAGAAGGUGAUUCUGGUUAAAAAGAUGCCAGCUAAAGCGGCCCUGCCGACCUCCUCGGAAGACGAGGAUAUGUCUGAGUAUCCAGCAGCAUUUGGUGGAAGUGGUUGUAUAAAGUCAGUUUCGUUUUCCGAGGAGGACGAAGUACUUGAAAUUGCUCCGAGAAAGUCACACAAACCACUAACUGUCCCCGGUUCGUCUGGCGGUCGGUUGAAGUUUAACGAACAGGAAAUCUCCAUCAAGCAACGCCUGGGAGGUGGUAGAAUGGGAAGCAGUUCUGCUGCCACUGCCUUCCACGGUACGAAGAAGGUGGUGCACAUGAAACCACAGCCGAAGAUAUCCCCUGUGCGGAGUGGGCUGAAAUCCGAUUCGAUUGGAGGGUCACGUAAUAAACAGCCGAUUAAAGCACGGCUCAGUUUGGGCUCGCCGAUGGCCUCAAGCACCAAGCCGAUUGUGAAACGGAUGGAAAGAUUCAGUCUCGAUUCGAAGAUAACGAAAGUUCGACGCAGUGCACCGGUGGCCAGUAGUAGUAAUAGUGGCACAGUGUUCGAUCGACUAGGGUACAGCCGUAAGUGA
Molecule: messenger RNA, 1399 nt
Organism: Anopheles maculipalpis
Lineage: Eukaryota; Metazoa; Arthropoda; Insecta; Diptera; Culicidae
Exons: 3
Coding region: 23-1399 (458 amino acids)
Cellular component (GO): nucleus
Molecular function (GO): protein binding
Source: RefSeq, a predicted model, not a curated record